Molecule: messenger RNA, 1116 nt
Organism: Ostrinia nubilalis (European corn borer)
Lineage: Eukaryota; Metazoa; Arthropoda; Insecta; Lepidoptera; Crambidae
Product: nucleolar complex protein 4 homolog
Exons: 6
Coding region: 41-982 (313 amino acids)
Biological process (GO): ribosome biogenesis
Cellular component (GO): nucleolus; small-subunit processome; Noc4p-Nop14p complex
Source: RefSeq, a predicted model, not a curated record
UGUCUGUCAGCUUGUGUGACAAAUUCUUUCCAAUACAAAAAUGGCUGUCGCUGUGCAACAAAAUUUACUAAAAAUGGUUUCAGCGCAGCUACGCAACAAAGCAAACGAGUUUUUAAACUCUAGAAAAUAUGCCAAUAAUCUUGCAGACAUCUUGCAAAUGUUUGAGGCUGUUACAGACAAUUACUCGCCGCUACUGCUUACAAUUGAAGUCAUAUUUACAGAAUUAUUGAGACGCGGAGAUUUGAUUGAGGAAAUUGUACCAUUGAAACCUGCAGACCACAGCCCAGAAGCAGAAUACACAAGAUGGCUGCGCGAGUGCUACGAGACAGCGCUGGCCCGCACCUUGGAGUGUGUGACCCGUGGUCGCACCAACUCGCGCCUCCAGGCUCUUGUCACCGCCAGCAAGUUGCUGCAAGAAGAAGGAAAGCACCCACUUGAAAGCUCUUCUGGAUACUUCUUCCCAUCUAUGCGGCUUAAGAACAUCUUCACAGUUCUGCUAGAUUCUGAACAGUCCAUGUCGGCACCGAUAGCUCGUUUCCAGGAGUUCACUGAGUACAGAGAUGUGCAGCAAUAUGGCCUGAAGGUUCUCUCAGCACUUGCAUACAGAAAGUCUCCUACACCUAUUUACAUGCAAAACUAUCUGGAACUGCUAGACAAACUCCUGGUGACCGAGAUACAGUUUGACAACAAGACAAAACCUAAUAAAAACAGAGACAACGAAGAGAAGGAGGAAAAGAUUCUUUGUGGCUCUGAAGACAAAGCCCCAUUCCCGUAUAACCCUGGCGUGUGCCGGCGCUACGCUAAUCGCUGUUGGAGCUUUGCAUGCCAAUGGCCGCUGUGCGACGACUCGCGCACACACCGCCGCGCUCUUCUACUGUUAGUGGAGCGCCUCAUGCCGCUACUGGCUAGACCACACCUCGCCACAGAUAUGCUGUGUGACAGCCUCGACGCCGGUAAGGAUACUCUCAAGGCACAAAUAUAGAGCUUCGCGUGCCAGUGGCCACUGUGUGACCAUUCCCGUACGCACCGCCGCGCUCUUCUGUUGUUAGUGGAGCGCCUCAUGCCGCUACUGGCUAGACCACACCUCGCCACAGAUAUGCUGUGCGACAGCCUCGA